Molecule: messenger RNA, 4131 nt
Organism: Anopheles marshallii
Lineage: Eukaryota; Metazoa; Arthropoda; Insecta; Diptera; Culicidae
Exons: 3
Coding region: 1-4131 (1376 amino acids)
Biological process (GO): cell surface receptor signaling pathway; G protein-coupled receptor signaling pathway
Cellular component (GO): membrane
Molecular function (GO): G protein-coupled receptor activity
Source: RefSeq, a predicted model, not a curated record
AUGAGUCUACCAUGCACGUCAUCCUCUGGCGGGAUGGGAAGCGUGCUGAAACUUCUAGCAUUCGCAGUGGUGGUGCAGGUAGCAGGUACAACACCAUCAAACACAAUCACAGCGUCACACAGCAGCAACGAUGUGCCACUAUCAGCCACCUUUAUAACGGUAAACCAUUGUGAAGAGCAUCCCGUGCCGCAGCUGAACUUUGUGGAACGGUCGAAGAUACCGCUCGACUGUCGAUGUCCAGCCGGGUUUACCGCGGUACGGGAAUACGAGCACACGAACCGAGCGCUAUGCGUUGGUAUUCGUACGGCAGGACCCUGGCAAGAUGGCUGUGUUCGGUCCGGUACCGCUACGGACUAUUACGAUCUGGAUGAGGGUGAGAUGGGUGCGGUGCGGAAGCUUCUGCUCCGCGAAAACGUGUCCGAGUGUUGGAUCUCUGCGAGGAGACUGUUGAAAUAUGGUGAGCUAGUGCGACGACUCCCUGGCCCCGAAUGGAAUGCACCUGUCGCGUUACCAAAGCGAUCUCCACUCACACUACCUGAGCCGGACUACAGCAAAGACCAUGACUGUGCUACAGUACGCUUCGAUCAACAGUCCGAACAGCUGGCGUAUCAGAAUUGCUCAGCGAUCCUGCCGCAGCUAUGUGUAUACCGGGAAGCUAGCCUUCUUCGGCUGCAUUGUGACGCGAACGAGUUUACCACGCGAUAUUCAAGCUACCAGCGUUACUGUUUCAGUAUUAGAAAGAGCAGUUUGAACACCGUUAGCAUGCUAAGGUUGGCGAUGGAGGUGAAUGGAAGCUUUUGGAUUGAUAACAACCGAAAGGGGCAGCUGUUGAUUGAAAUGUACGAUGCGUCGAAGGAUUGUAGCAGCAGCUCCAACGUGAUCUACGCUAAUCAAAAGGAAAGUACGCAUCAUGCGCAUAGACGAGAUGUAAGUGAUACCAGACCCGGACCCAGUAGAGACAUCUCAGAGUUGAGAGAUCUAAUACCGAUCGUAUCUUCGGAUCAGCAGAGCUUUGUCUGUGUCGCACAGCAGCGGGUGCAGAUUGAGGGCGACAGUUUAGCCGCCGCAGAUGGUACAGGCCCCGGUAUGUAUCUGUACUUUGAUAAGGCACGCCUGAAACUCUUCCUUACCGUGUACGGUAAACGGUGGUUCUGGCGGGAGGAUCAUUCCACUGACGACGGUAUCUUGUGCUUCACCAACGCCAACGACGAACAGCUAAAGAAUGUAAAGCUAAAAAUGUUGCGUGAGUCUCACGUCAAGUGGGGAGCACCGGCACGCAACGCUAACCGUCUCGCUGCGAACCGUACGAUGUACGAGGUGAAGCUGGAUAAGUACGCACCGCCCCGAUCGUACUGGUGCGAAGCCCAUCUGGUACCAGACUUUUCUCUCAUCAAAACCGAUACCGUGCUGGCGCACCGGAAAUCGGACUGUAGGCGGUACUUUUCAGCCACGAUCGAACUACUGCUGGAACGUUCCAGUACCCGGCCACCGGACACGUUGCGCCUGAAAGACUACGACAAAAUGAUCGAAGCGUACCUUAAAGCCCACCGCAAGCGACUGCCAGAGCUGAAGCACAUCUUUUCCGCGAUUAAAGCGACCCGCGUGAAGCGGGUGGAGAACUUCUGGACUUCGGCUAACAAUGAUUGGUACACCGUACGGCUGCUGCUGCACAUCGCCACGAAGUGUGCGAAGGACCUGGACAAAGCAGAACUAUUGGAACCCGAAAGCAAUGAAAUCGAGCUACCUGCAGAGUAUUUGGACUACUAUCAAAUGCAUAAAAGCUUAACUUUCGCACUCGGGUCACUAAAUGGUGAAGAAGGGUUUCGUUUCCUUGCGACCAACAGCACCGAGUACUGUCUGCCGGAAAGCCUCAAGCUAGCGCCGGGGAAGAAUGUAUGGUGGGCUGCCCGGUUGGGUGAGACGGUGGCGCCCAGAAAUCUCUGCCUGAUUGAGCACAGCGGACUUCCGGUCGCGAGACGCUGCUUGGGCGACUACCUGUACGGAUGCGCCUGGGACUGGAACCCUGGCAGCGAACUCUGCUCCAACCAAAAACGUCCAACAACCAACCUGCUGUACCGGUACAGCGUUAGCCAGCUGAAUCAAAGUGUGCUGGGGGAGGUAUUCAACCAGGCGACCGAUGUGCUAGCCCUCCCGGAGGAUGUCAUUCCUGCCGAUCUGUUUUACAUCUCAAAAACGCUCGAAAACGUACCAACACUGUUCGGCUCGAACGAGACGGUUGAGGAGGGACGGGACGACCCCGGUAGGCACUACUUCUGCAACAUUAGCAACAUCCUGAGCCGGGUGAUGUAUCUGAACGAAACGACCGUUGUGUUAUCGCAGAGGGCGCUGAACACCACCAACAUUCUGCUGGACGCAACCGAAACCAUUGUGAACCAGCUGGCAGUGUCGCGAGAUACGUCGACAUUGAUGCAGGGCGAUCAGUACGAUUGUGAGGCGUCGGGUACGGUACAGCAGCACCGUCAAAAUGAUGGCACGGUGCUGUUUCGUACCGCGAGGUUGAUUGUGUUGAUAGCAGAUCCUAGUGUGGCAAACGUGACAGGACUCGCUCUGUUCCGAGGUGAAGACUCUCGUCCAGAAGCUGACGUAGGUUCGGAUGGUUUGGAAGCUGGCGAGCAUGAAGACUUUAACGGUUAUCGGCUGCGGUACUUGUACAUGAACCAAUCGAUCGAAUCACUGCUAGUGGAGCCAGAUCUUGAAAUAGGUUCGUUCAUCCCGCAGCACGUAAUUGAAGGGCUGGAUGAGCUGAACGAAGCACUCGCAUCAGCUGAUGUGGAAGUCGAUCCCGACACUAGUGAGGUUGGUACUACACCGCCCAGCGAGUGGCAGGACCCGGUGCCGACUCCACCACCGCUGCGCAUUAUCAUCACCAUCUACUACAACGAUCACGCGUUUCGCGAAACGAAAAACGGUACGAUCGCACGUCCAAACUCGAAGAUCAUCAGCGUUAACAUGCCAGGGUAUGGUUCGCGCAUGCCGGACGAGAUACCGAUCUACACCCGCGAACACGUCCGAGACCGUGCGGGACGUUGCGGAUAUUGGUCGUUCGAUGCGAAAAAUUCCACCGAGUUCGGACACUGGUCGUACGAUGAGUGCCGUCUGCUAAACAGCUCCGGCACCCUGUCACUGUGCGGUUGCUUCCACCUGACGUCCUUCUCCCGCCUGACGAAGGACAUCCAGAUGGUGGAGACGGUGGGCGUUUCGCAGAAGUUUAUAGCGGAUAAGGGUACACUAGCGCUGGACAUCAUCACCGCGAUCGGUUGCUCGAUGUCGUUGCUCGGGGUGGUGGGCAUUUUCGCCACCGCCAUACUGUUCCCGACCUGGCGUUCGAAGGCGAGCAGCAAGAUACUGCUGCAGCUGUCGUGCGCGAUCGCGAUCGAGAUGAUUAUCAUCUUUCUCGAGGGUCCGGACAUUGAUCAGAACCGGAUCAGCCAGAUCGAAUGCGCACUGCUCGGUGCGAUCUUCCACUACAUCAUACUGGUGACGUUCAUGUGGAUGCUGAUCACCGCGUACCUGCAGUUCAUGCGCUACGUCAAGGUGCUCGGCCAGCUGCGACCGGCCCAUUUCAUCCUGAAGGCAACGGUUUGCUGCUGGGGUGGCCCACUGCUGGUUGUCACCUUGUUUCUCAGCCUAGACUACACGCUGUAUCUGAAGCGUGACAACAUCUCGGACAUCUGCUACCCGCACGGUACCGCACUCUGGUACGGGUUGCUGCUACCGAUAGGAUUGAUUAUAUUCGUCAAUCUCGUCAGCUUUGUGAUAGUGAUGUACCACAUCUUCACCAUACCGAACAACCUGACCAAGACGGCUGAUCACGCAAUGACGCUGGCCCAGCUGCGUCUGUCCGUGUUUCUGUUCUUUCUGCUCGGGCUACCGUGGAUAUUCGGCAUGCUGACCACGGGCACGGAGGACAAGCUGUUCGCCUACCUCUUCUGUCUAACCGCACCGAUACAGGGCUUCAUACUGUUCGUGUACUUCGUCAUUAUGGACCCGACCGCUCGCCGGUUUUGGUACCGGAAGCUGCAGCGUCUGCCCUGUGUCGCGCGCACGGGCAAACAGGUGGAUGGCGAACAAACGACAUCACAAAACACUUCAUUCAAUACGUAUCUUUGA